Aedes albopictus (Asian tiger mosquito) is the source of this 1596-nucleotide messenger RNA. RefSeq lists its product as uncharacterized. The annotation marks the transcript as partial. NCBI's taxonomy places the organism in Eukaryota, Metazoa, Arthropoda, Insecta, Diptera, Culicidae. The transcript has a single exon. The record is from RefSeq and is a predicted model, not a curated record.
CCUGAAUACCACCCCGGGCUCAACUCAACCAAGUGCGUAAUUACCUGCAAAGACCUUACCAAAAUUAAGGAGGAUGCCGAAAUUGUCGACUGCUUGAGGGACCAGCAGGUCAUUGAUGUGCGAAGAAUAACUCGAAGGACAAGCGAAGGCAGGGAACCCACUGCUACGGUUAUCCUAACCGUGAGCGGGACCACCCGACCGGAACACGUGGAUAUAGGAUACCAACGCGUUAAGACCAGACCGUACUACCCCGCCCCAAUGAUGUGCUACCAGUGCUUCGAAUUUGGACACACAAAAGCGAGAUGUAAACACGAAAAUGCGACAUGCGGAAAUUGUGGGGAUACACACACGUUGGCGGAAGGAGAAAGAUGUACAAAGCCCGCGUACUGCACACGAUGCAAGUCGAACGACCACCCAGUGGGAAGCAGAAGAUGCCCUUCUUAUCAAGAAGAGGACCACAUCCAGCAUAUUCGGAUUGACAAAGGCAUUUCUUACCGUGAAGCAAGAAGCAUUUUUGAGGCUAACACCGGCACCCGCUCUUAUGCAGGUGUUACUGCAAACAGCAAAAACCAGGCGAUAAUCGAUCUAGCUGCCCAGGUAGAAAAGCUAAACGGCCUAAUGGCAAUAAAGGACGCCCAAAUCAAGUCCCUACAAUCCCAAGCCACAUCUAGCUCCAAUACUCGACCUAACGACGACUACGAAAAGCUGCUUAACCUGGUUACAAAACUGCAGGCCGAUGUGGAGCUGAAAGACAAGCGAAUCCAGAUGCUCGAGGACGCCAACAAAUUGGAAAACAGGAUAGAUCAAGUGAGAAAACACGGCACCAUCGAGGACCUCAUAGCAAGAGUGUCCACACUUGAAAGUACAUCGUCUCAAAAGGACAGAGAAAUUGAAGCUCUCCAGAAGGAAAACAAAAAAUACAGAGACAUGCUUGGAUUUAAGGAACCAAAGCCACAGCGGCAAAAAGCCCCCAAAGAAAAGCCCUCCGAAUUACCCAAAGACACACCUCUCCCAUACCAGGUAACCAAACCCAAUAAAGCCACCGAAACAACAGAACCAAAACCCAAGGGAGCAAAACCAAAAUUGAAAAAAGUCCUCAGCAACACCGGCGAACCUGAUUCCAAACGGACAAGAGAUGGCAAUUCAACAACAACAUUGGUCAGCAAUAACGACGAAAACACCAAAGACAAAAGCGCGUACGAAGACAAAAACAUUUUCAAUAUCUCCGAUGAUGAAAUGUACGAAGUGGCUGAAACGGAAGAGCAACUUUAAUAACAAAAUCUGUCCAUUUCGCUAACAAAGCAAGUACCCUAGUAUAUUUCCAAUGUCUAUAUCAACAAAUAACUACGAGACAGAUAAGUACAAAACAAACAAACAACCCACUUUGGACAGUGGUAAUUCCACAGUAAGAAGAUCAUCCAGAAUCAUGAAACAAAAUGCCCUCCCACUAAAAGCACUAACCGAUGCACGUGAAUAUGACCUGUGGAUGAUGAGCAAAGGCGCCCACUAUCCACCUGCAGCAGGAACCUCUAAAACCGCUCAACAAACCCCCGCAGAUUUAGUACUCAACCUGAAGGAAAAGUCCAACGUUACAGC